UUCUAUCCCUUUCAUUUCAGUGGUGUCACAUGUUAGUGUUUUUUUCUGUCUUGUUUAUUUGUAGACAGAAGUAAUGUUAUUCGUGACAGUGUUUUAAAAUCUGUUUUAGCAUCAAAAAUUAUGUGGAUUACCGUGUCUCUCCUGCUAACUUUGACCGCGCAGGUGUGGUCCAUCGUUUGCCCGUGUGCACGACAAGAGCUCUGUCAACCCAUCCGAUCUCAGCCGGCGUUUGAGGUUUUUGUAUUUGAUGUUGGGAAAAAGGCUUGGAAAUUUUAUGACUGGACCAAAGUGACAACGGUUGCAGCUUUUGGAGAAUAUGAUGCUGAACUUUUGUGUUACGCUCACUCUAAAGGAGCUCGUGUGGUCCUGAAAGGAGAUGUGCCACUCUCAUAUAUUGUGGAUCCGGGAAAUAGGACAGCUUGGAUUCAGGAAAAAGUCCAGUUGGCACAGAGUCAGUUUAUGGAUGGAAUAAACAUAGACGUAGAGCAGGCAGUGGACACCGGCUCCCCUGAAUACUAUGCUUUGACAGCCCUUGUCAAGGAAACUACUGAAAGUUUUCACACAGAGAUCCCAGGCUCUCAGGUAUCAUUUGAUGUGGCUUGGUCGCCCAAAUGCAUUGACAAGCGUUGCUAUGACUACCUUGCCAUUGCCGAUUCAUGCGAUCUCUUGUUUGUUAUGUCCUAUGAUGAGCAAAGCCAGAUCUGGGGUGAUUGUAUUGCCAUGGUAAAUGCACCUUUCAAUCAAACAUUGACAGCCUAUGAUCAAUACCUCAGCAUGAGCAUUGACCCACAGAAACUUGUGAUGGGUGUACCAUGGUAUGGUUAUGACUACAGCUGCCUAAAUUUCACAAAGGAUGGAGUGUGUACAAUUCCAAAAGUGCCAUUCAGAGGAGCUCCAUGUAGUGAUGCGUCCGGCAGACAAAUUCCCUACAGCAUCAUGAUGAAACAGAUCAACAGCUCAAUAUCAGGAAGAUUGUGGGAUGAAAACCAGCGAGCUCCAUAUUAUAAUUACAAGGACACAGAAGGCAAGGUCCAUCAGGUGUGGUAUGAUGACCCAGAAAGCAUUGCUCUGAAAGCUGCCUAUGUGGCACAACGUGGUCUGAAAGGAAUCGGAAUGUGGAAUGGAAAUCUCCUAGACUACAGUGAUGAUCCAGUCGCCCAGAGACAGACUGUGGACAUGUGGAACGCCCUUACACCUAGUGAACACAGGGACUCUGCUGUUGCCUCUUAGGAUACUCCAACACUUUCUUGUCUGUACAUACAAAUGGUUUGAAUGACAUAAGGUGCUGUGCUUACUAUAAAUACUAGAUUUAUGUAUUUUUACUGUUUUAUCAUAAACUGAAUAAAUGGCACACUCCAUUUCAGCGAGCCUACGAAAACUUUUUAUUUAACUGAACAUUAACUGACAUUGGCACAUUUACUAAAUGCAUUUGCAUGAUCAUAAUUUCCAGUUCAAUACUGCAUGAUUCUAAGUCAGAGUGGGACAGGCUUUCUGUGGUUCUUAAAAAGGUUUUAAGAAGUCUUGAUUUCCCUAGUGAAAAAGAAAUAUACUAAAAUGUAUUUAAAAUACAUUUAUUUCAUGCUAAGUAUACUACUAAUACAUUUGCAUCUUAUCUACUUAACAAAAAUACCCGGCAAUUGUACUUUCAGUAUAUUAAACUGGCAUAAAGUCUGCUAAAUUUGAACAACUAAUUUUGCACAAUGCACUUUAGUUGAGCAGAAGUAGUGCUGAAGGCCAGCUAAACAUAUGCUUAAGUAUAUUUGAUUGUGCUAAAGUGGAACUACUGCAAGUAUACUUCAGGUACACUUUAAAUAUCUUGCAUUUAAAGAUCAAUAUUAUUUAAAGAUCAUACAAUUCCUCAUCAAUAGUGACAUUAAAACGUAUUUUUGGCUUAAUAUUAAGACAUGUAUUGUGCAAGUAGUACUCCAAAUAAAGUUUAAUUACAAUUUUUAUAUCAGUAAGUCUUGAGUGAUAUGUCAGUAAUUAUGUUAAUACACUUGAACUAUACUUAGUAUAAAAUAAGUGCAUUUUAAAUCUAUUACUUUUUUAAUAGGGUUGUCAUUCCAACUGGAACAGAAAGUCUCAAAUGUAUUAAAUCAUGGCAUUAAAUGUUGCAUGUGCUUAAAAAAAAAAAAAAAUCCUCAGUAAUUCUGUCUUCUUUUCCAAUACAAAUAUCUAAAUAUCCUUGAAUCAAGAUGCAUUUACCCGAGAUGCAAAAGAUGAGAUGUUCUUGUUUUAAUCAUAAAUUCAAGUUAGCUUCUCAAAUAAAUGUUUCUUGAUUUAGGAAUCCUUAGACAUUUGGACUGCAUGUACUGUACUGUAAAACUAAAAUACUGAGGAACAUCACAAGGUAAAGUUUCUCAAUAUUAAAUAUUCAUAGCAUAUAUUGAUGUAAUGCGCUUCCUUUCAUUUAUUCCCUA
Labeo rohita (rohu) is the source of this 2420-nucleotide messenger RNA. It is a transcript of the gene ctbs, whose product is annotated as chitobiase, di-N-acetyl-. The record is from RefSeq and is a predicted model, not a curated record. Gene Ontology annotation, biological process: carbohydrate metabolic process; chitin catabolic process. The coding region runs from base 121 to 1230 and encodes 369 amino acids. Lineage: Eukaryota; Metazoa; Chordata; Actinopteri; Cypriniformes; Cyprinidae. Gene Ontology annotation, cellular component: extracellular region. Gene Ontology annotation, molecular function: chitinase activity; chitin binding. The transcript has 7 exons.